CUUGUCUUCCGUCUCGCAAUUCCUAUGGCCUGGGCCUCAUGUCACCCGAGUGUUCUCUGCUCCUAAAAGAUGUCACUCCCAGGAAGCAGGAGGGGUGUUUUUUUUCCUUUUCUAGAGAGGCGAGGCUCUGGCCGUUCCCCUUGGGGCAGCCUGUGGGGCUUCAGCAGUCCGGCCUCACCCCGGUAGGGCUGAGCAUGACCCCCGAGUGGGGGAAGGAAGGCUGUUGCCAUGGAGGCCUGUGUGAGGCAAAUUCCUCCAGGGUGAAGUGGGAGAUAUUUAUACCCAGGGUCAGGCAGAGAGCGGGCGGCUGCGGAGGGCAGGGGAGCCGCGCUGGUCGGACACAGCAAGGCCGCGGUGGUGAGCGGGCAGGAGAAUGGCACUCCUCAGCCACGUCUUGGUUCUCUGUGUGGGUCUGGUCACCGUGGCCAACUCAGAAGCUCCACCGGAACACGACCCGUUCACCUAUGACUACAACUCCCUGCGAAUCGGAGGCCUCACUAUCGCGGGAGUCCUCUUCAUCCUGGGCAUCCUCAUCGUGCUGAGUGCGUAAACU
Messenger RNA from Condylura cristata (star-nosed mole), 553 nucleotides. RefSeq names its product FXYD domain containing ion transport regulator 1 (gene FXYD1). Gene Ontology annotation, biological process: regulation of sodium ion transmembrane transporter activity; monoatomic ion transport. Gene Ontology annotation, molecular function: sodium channel regulator activity. Gene Ontology annotation, cellular component: membrane. The transcript is spliced from 4 exons. NCBI's taxonomy places the organism in Eukaryota, Metazoa, Chordata, Mammalia, Eulipotyphla, Talpidae. The record is from RefSeq and is a predicted model, not a curated record. Bases 39 to 542 code for a protein of 167 amino acids.